Molecule: messenger RNA, 1290 nt
Organism: Lasiodiplodia theobromae
Lineage: Eukaryota; Fungi; Ascomycota; Dothideomycetes; Botryosphaeriales; Botryosphaeriaceae
Product: Integral membrane protein
Exons: 4
Coding region: 1-1290 (429 amino acids)
Source: RefSeq, a predicted model, not a curated record
AUGCAGGAAGGCCCCCCUCCGCCAAACGAAAAUGCCGGGCCCACCAUUUUGGGAGUCACCGUUGGCAUGACUGUGCUUGCCAGCGUGAUCUCUUUUGCGCUUCGUCUCUACGUCCGUAUUCGCAUGAUUCGGAAGAUCGGAUGGGAUGACUACAUGAUGUGUAUAGCUGCGUUGCUGAGCAUCAUCGGGAUGAUCAUCGUGAUCUUUGAAGUGCAGAACGGAGGGGGAAGACACCGGCAGUACGUCGAACCAAAUGUCUUCAGCACAGGGAUGUACCUCAACUUCCUCACGCAGCCAAUCUACCUGUUCAUCGCCUUGUUCGUCAAAGAGUCGGUCGGCUUCUUCCUGCUGCGCAUCACCGGAGGCGUGAAGUACAGGAUCCUGAUCAUAUCCAUCAUGGUCGUCCUGGCCGUCUACACCGUCGCCUGCUUCUUUACCAUCGUCCUGCAAUGCAGAGACCUGCGCAUCAUCUGGAACCCGACCGUCGAGACGACUUGUUGGAGCAUCCACGUCAUGCACGGCCUGGGCUACACCAACAGCGUCGUUAAUAUCGUCACCGACUUUGCCUUUGCCGUCCUCAUCCCGAUCCCCCUCAUCAUCCCCCUCCAAAUGUCCAUCCGCAAGAAGCUCUCCCUCCUGCUCAUCCUCGGCAUGGGCGUGGCGGCCAGCACCGCGGGCAUCAUGCGCGCCGUGCACAUGGGCGCGUACGGCACGCGCGGCGACUUCCUGUGGGACAGCAGCGCUAUUACCAUCUGGUACGUCGUCGAGACGCAGGUCGGCGUCGUCGCCGGCAACCUGCCGUGCGCCAAGCCGCUGCUCGUGGCGGCGCGGUGCUGGAAGGGUUCGAGUAGUAAUACGAGUGGUGGUGCUGGUCGGAGUGGUGGCGGUUUCUUCACAAAGUAUUACUGCGGGUCGUCAGAGGAGGAGGAUCGCAGGGGCAGCAGUUGGUCGGGGAGGAGGCGGAGUGAGUUGGCGUUGGUGUUUCCGGCGUUGGCGAAGUCGCCGGUGGUGCAGAAGAGGGGAAGUAGUGGGGAGGCGGGUUUGGUGCGGUUUGGAGGGAAUGGUGUGGAGGCCGAUACGGUUGCGGUCGUGGAGGGUGGUGGUGGCGGUGGCGGCGGUGAGUUGUUGACGGCGCUAGGAAGGGUGAGCGAUGAUGGUAGCAUCGCAAGGCUGAACAGGGAGAUCGGAGGUCGUGGAAGGAGUAUAUCUGGUCCGGCAGGUGAAGGAGGGGGAAUCGUGAGGACCACGAAGGCCAGCGUUGAGUACGAUGUUCGCACUUCCAUUGUUUAG